This is a messenger RNA of Drosophila serrata, 416 nucleotides long. RefSeq names its product Golgi-associated plant pathogenesis-related protein 1. The record is from RefSeq and is a predicted model, not a curated record. Lineage: Eukaryota; Metazoa; Arthropoda; Insecta; Diptera; Drosophilidae. Gene Ontology annotation, cellular component: extracellular region.
AUUUUAAGAAGCAAUUAACGAUAAAAUUAAGUGAAUUCCAACCAAGUGUGAAACAGUAAAUAAGAAUAAUGAGUGUUCAACAAUUCGAGCGUGAAGUUCUUGACCACAAUAAAUAUCGGGCAAUGCAUGGGGCCCAGCCUUUAAAACUUAGUCCCAAACUGAAUCAAUUGGCCACUGAAUGGGCCAAGUAUUUGUUGGCCAGAAAUUGCAUGCAGCAUCGUCAAAAUAGCGGAUAUGGCGAGAAUAUUUACAUGGCCUGGGGAAAUCUGGGAGGAGCAGAUGCAGUUCGAUCCUGGUACGAAGAAGUCUCUAAAUAUCAAUGGCACUCUCCCUCGUUCCAAUGCAACACAGGACACUUCACUCAGGUGGUGUGGAAGUCCUCCACCGAACUGGGAGUCGGCUUUGCUAAACGGUAA